CACCAUGAAUCGUCUGGCCAUUCUCAGAAUCGUCAAGUAAGACCACACACAGCCAUUCAUAGAUAAGCCAUUCUAUAGCCUAUACGAGAGAUAAAAUCCAGGAGUACGAUAAAGGCGUGACGUGAAUCGAGUUAAAUCAGGUCCUCACAGGUUACUUCUUAUACACUAACUCUAAAAUUUAUUUAAAGUUCGUGUCCUUCUGUCUCGUUAAGACGUACAUUCCGAGUUGGAAGUGGUAAAAUAUGGAAUGUUUCACACCAGAAGAAUCCGAAUUCUUGAAAAUUGUUUAUUUGAAAGUAACACCGAAUGAUAAACCUUUAGAUGAAUUUUUUCUUUAUGAUAUUUAUGAGGAAAGUAUAGUUUUGGACUACCCCGAUAAGCUUAAAGAACUUCUUGAACUUGCGAAUGGAAUGAAAUUGGACUUUCUACAGUUAUUCAAAAAUAAGCCGCACAUGAAUGCUGAUCUAUCUCACAAUUCUUUGAUACGCAAUCCCAGAAUUUACAUACUGAUUACUGACUUUGGUGGAUUGAACGAAUAUAACAGUCGCUUGUGUGGAUCAUAUUUACUUGGGGCUGCAGACCAACAGUUAAUGUGAGAGAUGAAAUACGUGAUAUAUACUGUGUUGGGGAGGUAAUCGAUGCUUCAUUAAGAUUUAGAUCAUACCAACUCUUCUGUCUCUACCUUCACUACAGGUAUGGAAUAAGUCAUCCCCCUUUCUAUUACGAACUUGUUUUUCGAAUUCUGUGGAGCUCCAUUCCGGACCCCUACAUCACCAUGGAGGAGUUCACCAGAAGCUUUAACUGGGCGAAACCACAGACCUUUCGGAAAGCCAUGAAAGCCUGGGACUGGUACUGCAAAUUGGUGAGAGAUCCUGACAGUCAGGGGAAGUGUCCAAGAUCAUUGCAGCAUCUGUCCAAGUGUAUCAUUAGACGCCAGCUGAAGGAGUGCUUUCAACUGCCCAAGGGAGUCGAAUGGUUGGACAUUCCCAAAUGUCUGAAGCAAUAUUUGCUUCUAAGAGACGUUUAAAUUGAACUCCAGAACGAAAAAAACAUCUCAGAGCAGUUCUUCUGUUGGAUCUAAAUGUAGAAUAUAGAAGAUCUAAUAAAGUUAUUAUUAUCAUCA
This is a messenger RNA of Parasteatoda tepidariorum (common house spider), 1123 nucleotides long. RefSeq lists its product as uncharacterized. Gene Ontology annotation, biological process: intracellular signal transduction. The record is from RefSeq and is a predicted model, not a curated record. NCBI's taxonomy places the organism in Eukaryota, Metazoa, Arthropoda, Arachnida, Araneae, Theridiidae.